This is a messenger RNA of Sciurus carolinensis (gray squirrel), 2088 nucleotides long. RefSeq names its product small integral membrane protein 19 (gene Smim19). Bases 321 to 641 code for a protein of 106 amino acids. The transcript is spliced from 6 exons. NCBI's taxonomy places the organism in Eukaryota, Metazoa, Chordata, Mammalia, Rodentia, Sciuridae. The record is from RefSeq and is a predicted model, not a curated record.
CCGGAAACCGACAGGCCGGCAGGAAAUGACGAAGGCAGAGGUCGUCCGGGUGCGCUCGGUAACCGGUCCCGCGCGCCCGCCGACUCCGGGGAGGAGGCCCCGAGCGGAGCAGCGCCGGCCUCGUGCCGCCUCCGGAGCGAGCCGCCUUUAUCUGGUUAUGCUUGUUUCCUUGGGACUUAAUUCAGCUCUUCCUACUGAAAUAGUUCAACCGUUACAUCACAGGACAAAUGUGAAAAAAGGAGCUUGCUCAAUUGCUCCAGCUAGCUUCAAACUUGCUAUCCUCCUGCAUCAGCCUCCCAAGUCACUAGGAUUACAGUCCCAUGGCUGGAAGUUACGGAGUGAUGGGUGAUGAUGGUUCUAUUGAUUAUACUGUUCAUGAAGCCUGGAAUGAAGCCACCAACGUUUACUUGAUAGUGAUCCUUGUUAGCUUUGGUCUCUUCAUGUAUGCCAAGAGGAAUAAAAGAAAAAUUAUGAGGAUAUUCAGUGUACCACCUACUGAAGAAAUGUCAGAGCCCAACUUUUAUGACACAAUGAGCAAAAUUCGCUUAAGACAACAACUGGAAAUGUAUUCCAUUUCAAGGAAAUAUGACUACCAGCAGCCACAAAACCAAACUGACAGUGUGCAGCUCUCAUUGGAAUGAGACCUCAAAAAAUGAGCAACAGAAGUACUUAUUAUUAAACAGUACAGUAGCAAGCUCCUAAUUCUUUCUGCUAAAUCAUGAACAGCAUUUUAAAAAUUUUUGUACAAAAUCAUUUUACUUGUGAUUUUUUUUCCACUUUUUUUGCAUUGUUUUGCUUUUAAAAAUUGCUUCUCCUGGUUAUUUGGUACACAUAUAUAGUACUCAAAAGACUUGAACACACAGAGACUAUAAAUACCCAGAAAGAUGCAGUAUAACCAGAGAUGGGGACUUUACCUUGUGGGGACCUUUGAUUUUUCAGGAUACAAUCAGUGAGAACUAAGUCUAUCUUUGGAAGUGAGAUUCUUGGAGCUUAUGCCACCUUCAUUAGAAUAUUUUUCCAAAAUAAAAAAUAAAAAUCUAGCCAUUAGAAUAAGUUCCUCUAAGAUUGUAUUCUGUCUUAAGUAUCAGAAUUAGUAUCAGUAAUAGACUAAUUUGUGUUCUCAUUACUGUUAAUGACUCAAAUUAGAGAUUUUUGGUUCUUCAGAACUUGUAUACUUAAAUUGUCUUUUCUAUAUCAUGACACAUAUCCAUCCACUAAUUUUAGAAGUUUUCCAUAACUGAAUUUUACCCCUUAUUAAUUGUGUUCCAAGAGUUUUUUUUCUGUUGUUGUUCUCUUGUUUUGGUUUGGAAGAUGAUGGCUUUCUUUAGGCCAUACUGGGUCCAUCUGUUGGACAAAUGGAUACCCCUAUAUUAAUUGGCAACUUGCUUUUCAGUCCUAUCAUUAUCACUGUGUAGUGUUACUCUCUGGUUUCUUCUACUCUUUUAGCAUAAUAAGCUUUUCUGAAGAUCCUCCUCUUUUGUUCCAUUUUAUAUUGUACAGUGGAAUGUUUUUACCUAAUUUUUCAUAUUUAUUUAAAAGCUUGUUGGAGGUAGUGGUAGGGAAAUUCAACUGUCUGUAUAACUCAAAGAAUCAAUUUUUGAAUCUUAAGUGCUAAUAACAAAUUUAAUUAUUUCCUUUUAUUGUGAAAUUAAAGAAUAUGUUUAAUAUGAAAAUUAAAGUUUAGACAAAAUAAAACCAGGGAUAUUGCAUUUACUUUUAAUAUUUGAUUACAUCAUUCAAAAAUGUAUAUAUUUUACAUAAUGCAUCAUUGACCAAAUGGAAUAAUUCUUAAUUCACAAAAGAGUCUGGAUGCUCCUCCUAUAUAUAGAAUUAAAAAGUGACUCAAGGAUUCUAAAUGGUUUUAAAUAUGGGCUGGGGUAGCAGACAGGCAAGGGGACAAUCUUAAAUUUUGCUUUGCCUUAGGAUAACUCCUGUUUGUUUUCAUGAAUACAGAAUUAGUCUGGGGCACAAUCUGGGCAGAUUAUAGAAUUAAGAAUUUGAGGCAUAAUCCGAACAAAUCACAAAAAUUGACUGUCUCAGAUGGUUUGUAAAAGUAAUGUACAUAAAUAAAUAUAAAUCACACAAUGA